Molecule: messenger RNA, 2152 nt
Organism: Gigantopelta aegis
Lineage: Eukaryota; Metazoa; Mollusca; Gastropoda; Neomphalida; Peltospiridae
Exons: 14
Coding region: 1-1701 (566 amino acids)
Biological process (GO): lipid metabolic process
Molecular function (GO): calcium ion binding
Source: RefSeq, a predicted model, not a curated record
AUGGGAAAUUCGAAAUCGAGACAGCUGACGGAGAAAGAAAAGAUGCGACAGAGUCGACUGCAGCACGUCGAUUACCUGCUGGAAUGUUCGCCUGAUCUUGCAGACGACAUAAACUCUUCAUCCAGUGAACACGGUGGUGCCUACCAUUGUGAAGUAGACUGUCUGGCAACUGCCGAGGACCUCAAGGAUUAUGAAUUUCCCUUUGAAAAUCUCAUCUUCGAAGGUGGAGGCACUAAAGGCCUUGCCUACUGUGGAGCUGUUCAGUUCUUGGAAGAAAUUGGACAGAUGACGAAAAUUUGCCGAUUUGCCGGUGCUAGUGUGGGUGCCCUAACGGCAACGUUGUCUGCUGUUGGCUACACUUCUGCUGAACUGGAAGAUUUUUUCAGUCAAGAUAACAGCAAUUUAUUUUUGGAUCAUCAAUGUGGAUACUUCAGCCUGCUGCCAAAUCUUCUGAGAAGUUUCGGGUGGAAUCCAGGAAACAGGAUAUAUCAGUGGUUGGGUUACAAGCUGGAGGCUAAAACUGGGAGUCCUGACGUCACAUUUGAACAGCUUCUACGCAUAACAGGAAAAGAGUUGUGCAUCGUUGUAACGAAUCUGAACCAAAUGAACACCGAAUAUUGCCAUCCGAAAACAACACCGGAAAUGCCCGUGAGACUGGCACUGCGCAUGUCAAUGGCAAUUCCAGGUGUAUUCAUGGCGAUCAAGUACACUAUGCACAAUCACAAAGACACGUUCGUUGAUGGUGGAUGGCUAUGCAACUACCCUAUACAUUGUUUUGAUGGUUGGUAUCUGUCCAUGGCUCCAGAAGAUAGUUUCAUUCGCAGGCUGCAGCCGCUGAAGGACUUGUCAAAACUAUUUGAUAAGACGCAGAGAUUUGGCAGUGUUAAUAAAAACACGCUAGGGUUUCUGCUGCAUGCAGACGAUGAUCGUGAUCUUCUGAAAUUUGAACUGGAUAAGAGAGUAGGUGUGCAAUGUCCAAAAGUACCAAAGGAAAAGACGAAACUCUACGAACAAUGCUUGAAGCAGAAGACGUACAUGGAUAAGGCAGAACAUGAGAAUAAAAGGGUAGCCAAAGCCGUGGAUGCCUUUUUCAAGGUACUGUUGAAGCAUAAUCUCGACCAGAAUGACGUCAUUGACCGCACCGAGCUGGAAAACGCCUUCAAAGACGAAACAGAGUUUUCGAGGGAGCAGGCGGAGCUGUUAUUUGGGAAGGACGUCACAGUGGACAAAGCGUUUGCGAUCCUCGAUCAGGAUGGAAACGGACAGAUUUAUCACAACGAGCUAGUCCGUUUUGUGGAAGAAACAGGAAUCUGUUUGCAGUGUCGGAUCGCUGGAUUCCGAAGACAAGAAGUGGACACUUUCUUCAUGUUUCUCAACUCCCUGCAGAAUUCACUGUUAACUAACAUGACGAAAAUAUUCGUCGAGACGAGUGAUAUGCAGAGAACUGUGGGUAUUAACACAGGUCACGUGGGUUCGAUAGAUUUUGUCCUGGAAGACGCUGAUCAAGAGUUCCUUGUUGAGCGGGGAUACAACAGUACACGAGCAUUUUUUCAGUAUUACGUUACAGAGAAUGGUCUGCAGAAACGUCAGACACAACCAGCCGACAACGAGGGGACAUCAAACACUGAGAUAAGUCACGAAACAGAUUUAGCAGACAACGAGACAUCGGAUAAAAAUCCACUCAUUGUGGAAGAAACUUGAUUCAAGUCAUAGGUGCAAGACAUUUUGGACAUUGCGACAAGAGUACUGAAGUAAAGAUACAGUUACGAGUACUUCUCAAACUAGUGACCAGACAUUUAAGGUGUCCUUUAUAGGAAUUUCAUGGACUCCUGUACUCUUGCCUUAAAUGCCAACAAACGAUGUAACUUGUGACAUAGGACGCAGAUAGUUCUUUAAUUUUGAUCCUGAUUGACAUCGAUUUUCUCAUUUUGUUUCCUGUUGAACGUAUACCCAUCGUAACUUGGUAAAUAUAAAACAAAACAAAACACCCAAAAACAUAUAAACAUGUUUUUGGUAACUCUUAAAAUAAAUUUAAAAUAAUAAAGCUUAACAAAUACAAUUAACUCGCGUUAUUGGCUUUAAUUAUAUUUUAAAAUCUUCAUAUUUUAAGUAUAUCUUGUUACAUACUACUUCGAACAUAUAUGCCGCUUCG